Messenger RNA from Marmota monax (woodchuck), 6064 nucleotides. It is a transcript of the gene Tnfaip3, whose product is annotated as TNF alpha induced protein 3. The transcript has 9 exons. Gene Ontology annotation, molecular function: cysteine-type deubiquitinase activity; DNA binding; zinc ion binding. Gene Ontology annotation, biological process: protein K33-linked deubiquitination; positive regulation of Wnt signaling pathway; cell migration. The record is from RefSeq and is a predicted model, not a curated record. NCBI's taxonomy places the organism in Eukaryota, Metazoa, Chordata, Mammalia, Rodentia, Sciuridae. Bases 155 to 2527 code for a protein of 790 amino acids. Gene Ontology annotation, cellular component: cytoplasm; nucleus.
CCGGCCAAGGAGCGAGCCCGAGCCCGGGCGUCCAUGGGGCGCUUCCUUGGCCUGAGCCUGACCGCGACCCCAGACUGCAGCUCGCGCCUGUCCUGACCUGAACCUGGGAUUUUGCUGGAGGAUCGCGCGGCCCGAAAAGGCCUUGCAGAGCACAAUGGCUGAGCAGCUUCUUCCUCAGGCUUUGUAUUUGAGCAAUAUGCGGAAAGCUGUGAAGAUAAGAGAGCGAACACCAGAAGACAUUUUUAAACCUACCAAUGGGAUCAUUCAUCAUUUUAAAUCCAUGCACCGAUACACGCUGGAAAUGUUCAGAACUUGCCAGUUUUGUCCCCAAUUCCGGGAAAUCAUCCACAAAGCUCUCAUUGAUAAAAGCAUCCAGGCUUCCCUGGAAAGCCAGAAGAAGCUCAACUGGUGUCGUGAAGUGAGGAAGCUCGUGGCACUGAAAACCAAUGGUGAUGGAAAUUGCCUCAUGCAUGCUGCUUGUCAGUAUAUGUGGGGUGUCCAGGACACAGACCUGGUCCUGAGGAAGGCACUCUUCAGCACUCUCAAGGAGACAGACACACGCAACUUUAAAUUCCGCUGGCAGCUGGAAUCUCUGAAAUCUCAGGAAUUCGUGGAAACGGGACUUUGCUAUGACACUAGGAACUGGAAUGAUGAAUGGGACAACCUUAUCAAAAUGGCAUCCACAGACACCCCAGCAGCCCGAAGUGGACUUCAGUAUAAUUCACUGGAAGAAAUUCAUAUAUUUGUCCUUUGCAACAUCCUCAGAAGGCCCAUCAUUGUCAUUUCAGAUAAAAUGCUGAGAAGUUUGGAAUCAGGUUCCAAUUUCGCCCCUUUGAAAGUGGGUGGAAUUUACUUGCCUCUCCACUGGCCUGCACAGGAAUGCUACAGAUACCCCAUUGUUCUUGGUUAUGACAGCCAGCACUUUGUACCCCUGGUGACUCUGAAGGACAGUGGGCCUGAAAUCCGAGCUGUACCACUUGUCAACAGAGACCGAGGAAGAUUUGAAGACUUAAAAAUUCACUUUCUGACAGAUCCUGAAAAUGAGAUGAAGGACAAGCUCUUAAAAGAGUACUUGAUGGUGAUAGAAAUCCCGGUCCAAGGCUGGGACCACGGCACCACUCAUCUGAUUAAUGCUGCAAAGUUGGAUGAAGCUAACUUACCAAAGGAGAUCAACCUGGUAGAUGAUUACUUUGAACUUGUUCAGCAUGAGUACAAGAAGUGGCAGGAGAACAACGAGCAGGGGAGGAGAGGGGCACGCGCGCAGAACCCUGUGGAACCUUCUACACCCCAGCUUUCUCUCAUGGAUGUAAAAUGUGAAACGCCCAACUGCCCUUUCUUCAUGUCUGUGAACACGCAGCCUUUCUGCCAUGAGUGCUCAGAGAGACGGCAGAAGAGCCAAAACAAACUGCCAAAACUGAACUUCAAGCCAGGCCCAGAUGGGUUGCCCGGGGUGGCACUUGGAGCCUCUCGGGGAGAGGCCUACGAGCCCUCAGCCUGGAACCCCGAGGAGCCAGCUGGAGGGCCUCAUUCAGCCCCACCAACAGCGCCCAGCCUUUUCCUGUUCAGCGAGACCACCGCCAUGAAGUGCAGGAGUCCCGGCUGCCCUUUCACACUGAACGUGCAGCACAAUGGAUUUUGUGAGCGUUGUCACAGUGCCCGGCAGAUCAAUGCCAACCACACCACAGACACCACCAGGCAUUUAGAUCCUGGUAAGUGCCGAGCCUGCCUCCAGGACGUUACCAGGACAUUUAAUGGGAUCUGCAGUACUUGCUUCAAAAGGACUACAGCAGAGCCCUCCUCCAGCUUAGGUUCCAGCCUCCCUCCUUCCUGUCACCAGCGGUCCAAGUCAGACCCCUCACAGCUCAUCCAGAGUCUUUCCCCGCACAGUUGCCACAGAGCUGGAAGCGAUGCCCCCUCUGGCUGCCUCUCCCAAGCCUCACGGACUCCAGGGGACAGGACCGGGACUAGCAAGUGCAGAAAAGCUGGCUGUGUGUAUUUUGGAACUCCAGAAAACAAGGGAUUUUGCACGCUGUGUUUCAUCGAGUACAGGGAAAACAAACAUUUUGGCGCUGCCUCAGGGAAAGCCAGUCCCACAGCCUCCCGGUUCCAGAACGCUGUUCCGUGCCUAGGGAGGGAGUGCGGCACCCUUGGAAGCACCAUGUUUGAAGGAUACUGUCAGAAGUGCUUCAUUGAAGCUCAGAACCAGAGAUUUCAUGAAGCAAAAAGGACUGACCAGCAACUGAGAUCGAGCCAGCGCAGAGAUGUGCCUCGAACCACACAGGGCACCUCAAGGCCCAAGUGUGCGCGAGCCUCCUGCAAGAACAUCCUGGCCUGCCGCAGUGAAGAGCUCUGUAUGGAGUGCCAGCACCUCAGCCAGCGGGUGGGCCCUGGGACCCACCGGGGUGAACCUACUCCUGAAGAGCCCCCCAAACAGCGCUGCCGGGCCCCUGCCUGCGAUCACUUUGGCAACACCAAGUGCAACGGCUACUGCAAUGAAUGCUUUCAGUUCAAGCAGAUGUAUGGCUAAGCAGAAACAUGUGGCCAGCCCCGCCAAGAGGGGCCGCAGGCCACCAGCCAGAGUGGUGCUAUGCUCCAAACCCCUGGAUGCCAUGGAAGGGGCAGGCCCUGAGACAGUGGCCUUGAGGGUGUCUUCAAGCAAGGGAGGGAAGAUAAGCUCUUCGUCAUGCCUGUGAUUCAGGGGUUUGGAAACCAGGAAUAUUCCCAAGCAGCCUCAGAGCAAAGCUUGUGACUAGCAGUGUGUGCUGUCAGAUUCAGCCCCAGGCUGUCGUUGCUCCUCUCCUGCCAAGCAGAGGGCUGGGACAACUCUGGACUUGGAAUGUGUGCUAGGACUAGCAGUAGCCCCUACCCUCCACCCGCCAGGACUGCUUCAUCAUCUUGCAAAAACAGAAAAAGACACAUGGACAGAUGGUCAGGAGGCCCAGAGCCAUCCCACCUGCCCUCCAUCAGCAUUUUUCAGAGUUGUGAAGUUGAAUCCUCAAGGCACAAAAAGCCCUCUGCAAGUGCUUGCAAAAGCUCAGGGAGAAUUCAUGUAUUCAGAAAGUAUCAGUAGUUCAUGGUUGUCCCCACCUACCUGGCACCUUUCUAUCUUUUUUUUUCUUUGUAUUUUAGAGUCUUUUUAAAAAUGUGUUCUUUUUAUACAUACAUGACAGUAGAGUGUAUUUUGACAUACAUACAUGGCAUAUAACUUCCCAUUUUUGUGGUUGUACAUGAUGUGGAGUUAUACUGGUCAUGUGUAUUCAUAGAUGAACAUAGGAAAGUUAUGUCCAGUUCAUUCUACUGUCUUUCCCAUUCCCAUUUCCCCUCCCUUCCUUUCAUUCCCCUUUGUCUUAUCUAAUGAACUUCUAUUUCUCUCUCCCUGACCCGUAUUAGUAUCUGCAUAUCAGAGAGAACAUUCAUCAUUUGGUGUUUGGGGAUUGGCUUAUUUCACUUAACAUGACAGUGUCCAUUUCUAUCCUUUUACUGACAAAUGCCAUAUUUCAUUCUUCUUUAUGGCUGAGUAAUAUUUCAUUGUGUAUAUAUGCCACAUUUUCUUUAUCCAUUCAUUUGUUGAAGGGCACCUAAGUGGUUCCAUAGCUAAGCUAUUGUGAAUUGAGCUGCUAUGAACAUUGAUGUGGUUGUGUCACUAUCUUGUGCUGAUUUUAAGUCCUUUGGGUAUAUACUGAAGAGUGGAUAACUGGGUCAAAUGGUGGUUCCAUUCUGAGUUUUCUGAGGACUCUCCGUACUGCUUUCCAGAGUGGCUACACCAAUUUGCAGUCCCACCAGCAAUGUACGAGGGUGCCUUUUUUCCCCACAUCUUGGAGAUAAUGCUCUGUCUAAUGUGCAGGUGGCAAAGAUUUUCUCCCAUUCUGUAGGCUCUCUCUUCGUGUUCUUUUUUCCUUUGCUAUGAAGAAGCCUUUUAGUUUGAAAGCAUCCGGUUUUUUGAUUCACAAUUUUACUUCUUGUGCUUUAGGGGUCUUGUUGAGGAAGUUGGUUCCUAAGCCAACAUGAUGGAGAGUUGGGCCUACAGUUUCUUCUAGUGGUCACAGUGUCUCUGGUCUAAUGCCUAGGUCCUUGAUCCACUUUGAGUUGGGUUUUGUGCAUUGUGAGAAAUAGAGGUUUAAUUUCAUUUUGCUGCAUAUGAAUUUCCAGUUUUCCCAACACCAAUUGUUGAAGAGGCUAUCAUUUCUUUGUAUGUUUAUGGCACCUUUGUCUAGCAUGAGAUAACUGUACUUAUUAUGUACAUUUGUCUCUGUGUCUUCUAUUCUGUACCACUGGUCUUCAUGUCUGUUUUGGUGCCAAUACCAUGCCAUUUUUGUGACUAUUGCUCUGUAGCAUAAUUUAAGGUUUGUUAUUGUGAUGCCUCCUGUUUCACUUUUCUUACUAAGGAUUGCUUUGGCUAUUCCGGGCCUCUUAUUUUUCCAAAUAAAUUUCAUGACUGCUUUUUCUAUGAAGAAUGUCUUUGGAAUUUUAAUAGGAAUUGCAUUAAAUCUGUUUAAUGCUUUUGGUAGUAUGGUCAUUUUGACAAUAUUAAUUCUGCCUGUCCAAAGACAUGGGAGAUCUUCCCAUCUUCUAAGGUCUUCUUUGAUUUCUUUCUGUAGUGUUCUGUCAUUUUCAUUGUAGACGUCUUUUACCACUUUGUUAGAUUGAUUCCCAAAUAUUUUCUUAAUGAAGCCAUUGUGAAUGGAAUAGUUUUCUUAAUUUCUCUUUCAGUUGAUUCAUCAUUGGCAUAUAGGAAUGCAAUUGAUUUAUGAGUAUUAAUUUUAUAUCCUGCUACUUUAUGUCUAGCUCCUUUCUGGAAAAAAAAAAAAAAACAGAAUCAAGCACAGACUGUGAUUCAGAGGCUGCUGAUACUGAACAUGUUCACGUUGAAAAUGAGCUGCUCUCUAUAGUAAGCACCUCUUAGAAAUCAAUAUUUUAGUGGGAAGACAGAUAACUCUGGCUUAUCAUUGUCUACCCCUCUAAAAAGGUUUGCUUGAACUGAGGUGCAUGUAAAAGUGUGAACAGAUAUAAUAUACCCUUAUAUUGUGUAUGAGGAAUUGUUAAUGUUGAAAUAUUACCCAGAGAUUUAAGUUGAAAGACUAUAAUAAUAACCUAUUUUUUGGUUGUUGCUGGGUCACAACCUGUAUAUACAGCUUAUUUCAUGAACCCAAUAGUCAUAUUCAUGUAAUUCACUUUAUUUAUUUUAUUACAGAAACCAAUGACAUGUUUCUCCUCCUUUGGGGAAAAUGCUGCAUUGCUUUAAGUCUUGUUCUAGAACCUGGCAAGCUCCAGACUGCAGUGGAGGAGGUGAUCUCUUUGAUACCCUUUGCUUAUUGCCUCCCUGGGAAAGAAGGAAUUGCUUCAAGAGUGAAUCCAGUAAACUCUCAUGCUUUUUCCUAUGAAACUCCAGCUGCAGGAUAAGAAACUGCUGUCUGUGUUGUGUAAAUGCCUCUGAGAAUUCUACCUCCUUGGAGAGAAGAUGGAGAAGGAGUGGGGACAAGAUAAGUUUUUUUUGUUGUUGUGUUCAUGCUGUGUGGAGGGUGCUGGGCAGAGACCCUGACACCCCAGCCCUGGGACAGAAAAAAAAUUAGCAAUUGUAAGGAAAUUUCUUUCUGCCCUUGGCCUACAUCUUCCCUGUGUGCUUUGUGUUAUUGUCGUGCUUGCUUUAGGAAAAAAGGAGGAAAAUGCAUUUUCCCAGAAAUAAAAGUCGGCCAUUUUAGAGGUCUGAACUUAGCACCUGAAUAUAUUGUGACCCAUGAGUACGUAGUCUUCUCUUGUAUUCUGACAUGUCUUUUUCCCCCAACAUAAAUCUUUCUGAUUUUUUUUCCAAAGAUGUCAACUAAACUUCAGUGUUUUCAUAUAAUCCUUUCAAAGUUGAUAGCUUAAUAUUUUGUGUCUAUCAAUGUUUUCAUUCUUAAUGUGAAAUAAAAUUAUUUAUACUUAUUAUAGAAAGUGUUUGAAAUUUGCACAUUUGGUUUUAUCUUAUAUAAUUCUGUGUAUCUUUGUUGGAUUCUGCAAGUUUUCCUAAGUAAACGUAACUUUUCCCAAGAGUAAAUAUUAAAAAAUAAAUUAUUUAAGAACAAAA